CUCACGGUCAAGGCUAUUCCUGCUCUUUCAACGUGCCAAAUCUAUCAUUAUGCGUGAGAUUGUUCAUCUACAGAUCGGACAGUGUGGGAAUCAGAUCGGCUCAAAGUUCUGGGAGGUGAUCAGUGAUGAACAUGGUAUUAACAGAGUAGGAGCGUAUGAGGGUGACAUGGACCUUCAGCUGGAGAGGGUCAAUGUUUACUUCAAUGAAGCACAUGGUGGCAAGUAUGUUCCAAGAGCAUUGUUAGUGGACCUGGAGCCGGGCACUAUGGACAGCGUGAGGGGCAGUCACAUAGGACAGCUCUUCAGACCGGAUAACUUUAUACACGGCAAUUCCGGAGCUGGCAAUAACUGGGCCAAAGGUCACUAUACUGAGGGCGCAGAACUUGUGGAGCAGGUUGUGGAUCGCGUUCGUAACGAAGCCGAGAGCUGCGACUGCAUGCAGGGCUUCCAGUUCGUCCACUCUCUGGGCGGUGGCACUGGUUCGGGAAUGGGCACCCUGAUUAUCAAUAAGAUCCGAGAAGAGUAUCCUGACUGUAUCAUGAAUAGUUUCAGCGUAAUGCCCUCGCCGAAGGUCUCCGAUACAGUAGUCGAGCCAUAUAACGCGACCCUAUCAAUCCACCAACUGAUUGAGAAUACAGACGAGACGUAUUGUAUUGAUAACGAAGCACUGUACGAUAUCUGCUUCCGCACUCUAAAGCUCACAACACCAACUUAUGGAGAUCUCAACCACUUGGUAUCCCUCACCAUGAGCGGGGUCACGACCUCCCUUCGCUUCCCAGGUCAACUGAAUGCUGACCUUCGGAAGCUGGCCGUCAAUAUGGUGCCUUUCCCACGUCUCCAUUUCUUCAUGCCAGGUUUCGCUCCUCUCACUGCACGCGGUAACCAACAAUACCGUGCCCUAACAGUGCCCGAGCUCACCCAGCAGAUGUUCGACCCUCGGAAUAUGAUGACCGCGUGCGACCCACGUCGAGGGCGCUAUCUGACAGUGGCGGGCGUUUUCCGCGGUCGCAUGUCCACUAAAGAGGUCGACGAGCAAAUGCUAGCCAUUCAGCAGAAGAACAGCAAUUACUUCGUAGACUGGAUCCCUCACAAUGUCAAAGUGGCCGUUUGCAACAUCCCACCACGAGGCCUCAAAAUGGCCUCCACCUUCAUCGGAAACAACACCGCCAUCCAGGAGAUAUUCAAACGCAUUGGAGAGCAGUUCGCGCUCAUGUUUCGACGCAAGGCCUUCCUGCACUGGUACACGGGGGAGGGCAUGGAUGAGCUGGAGUUCACAGAGGCCGAGAGCAACAUGAAUGAUUUGGUUUCAGAGUACCAGCAGUAUCAGGAUGCCACCGCCGAUAUGGAUUACGAUGCAGAAGAUGAAGAGGCAGAAGAGGAGGGUCUGUCAUCAACAGCACACAGCACUCGAGUGGAGAUUAAGACUGAGGCGGUCACUGAAACUUCAGUCAGCGAAUGACACGUGGGCUUCAGUGUAUAUAGCAAGAGUGGAUCUGAUUGUGUGAAGAGUGAGAACAUUCAGUGGCCCCAAAAAGUAUUUAGACACUUAAGAUACAGUUAAAACUGAUAUAUGAGUUAUACUGCAUUAGAAAAAAUGUUUGGCUUGAAAGGUGUGCUUUUUAAAUGAAACUUUUUAUAUAUAUAUAUUUUAUGUAAU
Messenger RNA from Sinocyclocheilus rhinocerous, 1657 nucleotides. Its product is annotated as tubulin beta chain-like. The record is from RefSeq and is a predicted model, not a curated record. Lineage: Eukaryota; Metazoa; Chordata; Actinopteri; Cypriniformes; Cyprinidae. Gene Ontology annotation, biological process: microtubule-based process. Bases 50 to 1459 code for a protein of 469 amino acids. The transcript has 4 exons. Gene Ontology annotation, cellular component: microtubule. Gene Ontology annotation, molecular function: GTPase activity; structural constituent of cytoskeleton; GTP binding.